AUGAACGGCGACGGGUUCAACGUCCUCGUUGUUGGUGCCGGUGGCAUUGGUUGUGAACUUCUGAAAAAUCUGGUGUACAGUGGAUUUAAAAGAAUAUCUAUAGUUGAUUUGGAUACGAUUGAUGUUAGUAAUUUGAAUCGCCAGUUCCUUUUUAGAAAGGAACACGUAGGAAAGUCUAAAGCGGAGGUUGCCGCCAAAAGUAUCAGGGGUUUUAGAGAUGAUGUCGACCUGAAGACCUAUCAUGCGAGCAUUUUCAGUUCGCAAUUCAGUCCCGAAUUCUUCGAGGAAUUCGACAUUGUCUUCAAUGCACUCGACAAUCAAGCUGCAAGGCGUCACGUUAACAGGAUGUGCGUUAACAUCGGAAAAGCCAUAAUUGAAUCCGGCACGUCCGGCUACCUCGGUCAAGUUGAACCUCUAUUGUUCAAAGGAGCUAAACAUGAAAACGGGGAUUGCUGUAAUGCAUCAAAAGGCCGAGCUUCCUGCUUUGAAUGUCAGCCAGUCGAAAACGAUCGGAGGUCUUACCCAACCUGUACCAUAAGAAACACGCCAUCUGAACCUAUUCACUGUGUUGUUUGGGCAAAGUUUCUUUUUAAUCAGUUAUUUGGGACACCAGAUAUUGAUGAUGAAGAUGUUUCGCCGGACAUGGAGGACCCCGAGAAUACAAAUUCCCAAGAUGACACAGAAAAGCAAGUCAAGCCAAAAUCCUCAAAUCUGCCUCUCUGGGACCGCGUCAAACUAGAGAAGUUAGCCUCACAAAGCAUGGAGGAAUCUCUUGCUUGGCGACUUUUCCACACAGACGUGUUAACUCUGACAAGCAUGCGAAGUCUCUGGGAAAAUAGACCGGAGCGCAAGGAGCCCGACCCCCUGGAUAUUGACACCCUCACUGCAGCACGCACAGAUCCCGGUGAGAAAUUUGUUUUUUUACGAAUUUUGGGCGAUUCUAGCCAAUAA
This is a messenger RNA of Dibothriocephalus latus, 951 nucleotides long. The record is from the annotation of a GenBank genome assembly. Lineage: Eukaryota; Metazoa; Platyhelminthes; Cestoda; Diphyllobothriidea; Diphyllobothriidae.